This is a messenger RNA of Rhizophagus irregularis DAOM 181602=DAOM 197198, 1179 nucleotides long. RefSeq lists its product as uncharacterized. Gene Ontology annotation, biological process: SCF-dependent proteasomal ubiquitin-dependent protein catabolic process. NCBI's taxonomy places the organism in Eukaryota, Fungi, Glomeromycota, Glomeromycetes, Glomerales, Glomeraceae. The record is from RefSeq and is a predicted model, not a curated record. Gene Ontology annotation, molecular function: protein binding. Gene Ontology annotation, cellular component: SCF ubiquitin ligase complex.
AUGGCGCUUGCUCUUCCUGAAUUACUAAAGAAUAUUUUAAAUUUCUUAGCUAAAGAUAACGCACUAUAUCCAACUUUGCUGGUCUCUAGACUUUGGUCUAGGUGCACUGGUCCAAUUUUAUGGGGUCGUAUCGAAUUGAUUGGUGAGAAACAACAGGAAAAGUUUAUAAAAAUGAUACGUAUAAACUCUAGACCAAUUUUUAGACAUAGUGUGCAGUGCCUCAUAAUUACGCACCAUUCUUAUCUUUCGAAUGAGAUAAUCGAAAAAAUAGUCAAAGUAUUUCCAAACAUAAUCCAUUUAGAUUUUGAGCGAAGUACGGGUUUUGAUGAUACGACCUUAAUCAAGAUUUCUCAAGUAUAUCCCAACCUGAUCCAUCUUAACGUUUCUAACAAUGGGGGCUUAACCGAUCAUUCUAUCACUAAAAUCGCAAAGAAAUGUGAUAAAUUGCAGUUCUUAGAUAUUGGUUUUGGUGGAGAUAUUACCGGUAAAUCAUUCUGUGAAAUAGCACGGUCAUGCAAUGGGUUAAAACAUCUAGGAAUUAGUUCGUCUUGGAUACAUGUCACUGACAGCAUUAUAUAUGAAAUCGCACGAUCCCUUCCUAAUCUCCAAUCUCUAGAUAUCAGUUCUUGUAGUAGACUUACCGAUACUGCUAUUCACACCCUUACGGAAUCAUACCCAAAUCUGAAAAGUUUAAAACUCGCGCACUGUGAUGGAAUAAGUGAUAUAGCCAUCAGAAAAAUCGCACAAUUCCAUUGUUUGGAACAUCUCAACCUCUAUGGUAUGAGUGCCCUUACUGAUAAAUCAAUGCGCAUUAUUGCGAGAUCGUGCCCAAAUAUCCAAUAUCUUAAUCUUCAAUCUUGCAACGUUACAGACGGAGCUAUAGAAGAAAUAGCUCUAUCAUGCCAUAAUCUAAAACAUCUUGACCUUUACGGAGUUCGACAAAUUAUUUCCGACUUGUCAAUUUCCAAAAUCGCAAAAAUGUGCCCUAAUAUCAUAUAUCUUGAUCUAGGAUACGCUCCGUCUAUUUCCUGUACAACUCUCAAAAUUAUCGCAGAGCACUUGCAUGCUCUAGAAUAUCUUGGCCUGAAAAAUUGCUAUAGAAUUAGUCAAAAAAUAGUAGAUACACUAUUUCCUGAUCUCGAAAUAGGCGGGUAUUACUCAUUACCACUUGGGCGGUAA